AUGGGGUUACUUAACCCAUCUAUGGCGAUCCUCUUCCUAGCCAUGAUCGCCGUUUCAUCGGCGGUCGAUAUGUCAAUCAUCUCCUACGACGAGACUCACAGUCUCGCCGUCGGUGGCCGGAGCGACGCGGAAGUAGCGAAGAUCUACGAGGCGUGGCUUGUGAAACACGGGAAGAAGAAAGUGUCGGAGAAUUCUCUUUUGGAGAAAGAUGGACGGUUCGAGAUCUUUAAAGACAAUCUCCGUUUCAUCGACGAACAUAACUCAAAGAACCUGAGUUAUAAGUUGGGUUUGACUCGGUUCGCUGAUCUAACCAACGAAGAGUUCAGAUCCAAGUACCUUGGAGCUAAGAUGAUGAAGAAAGAGAAGAGAACCAGUAAGAGAUACGAGGCGCGUGUCGGUGACUCGCUACCCGAGAGCGUUGACUGGAGGAAGGAAGGUGCAGUGGCCGAGGUCAAAGACCAGGGAAGCUGCGGGAGUUGUUGGGCGUUCUCAGCCAUUGGAUCUGUGGAAGGCAUAAACAAGAUCGCAACCGGAGACCUAAUAUCCUUGUCUGAACAAGAGUUGGUCGACUGUGACACUUCAUACAAUGAAGGUUGUAACGGAGGUCUCAUGGACUAUGCCUUCGAGUUCAUUAUCAACAAUGGUGGAAUCGAUACAGAGGAAGAUUAUCCUUAUAAGGGUGUUGAUGGCCGUUGUGACCAGAACAGAAAAAACGCUAAAGUUGUCACAAUCGAUUCGUAUGAGGAUGUACCCGCUUACAGCGAGGAAUCCUUGAAGAAAGCACUCUCUCACCAACCCAUAAGCGUCGCCAUUGAGGGUGGUGGUCGUGCCUUCCAGCUCUAUGAUUCGGGUAUAUUUGAUGGAGCUUGUGGAACACAACUAGACCACGGUGUUUUGGCGGUAGGAUACGGAACUGAAAACGGCAAAGACUACUGGAUUGUGAAAAACUCAUGGGGAGGUAGUUGGGGAGAGAGUGGAUACAUAAGGAUGGAGCGUAACAUCAAGUCCUCAUCAGGCAAAUGUGGAAUUGCAGUAGAACCAUCAUACCCGAUCAAGAAUGGCGCAAACCCGCCAAACCCGGGACCUUCACCUCCAUCUCCAAUCAAGCCUCCAACCCAAUGUGACAGUUACUACACUUGUCCUGAGAGCAACACUUGUUGUUGUCUCUUUGAGUAUGGAAAGUAUUGCUUUGCUUGGGGAUGUUGCCCACUAGAAGCAGCCACUUGCUGUGAUGACAACUAUAGUUGCUGCCCUCACGAUUACCCGGUUUGCGAUCUUUAUCAGGGAACCUGUAAAUUGAGCAAGAACAGUCCGUUGAGUGUGAAGGCCUUAAAGCGCAAACCCGCAACGCCAUUCUGGUCACAAGGCAGGAAGAACAUUGCUUAA
This is a messenger RNA of Arabis nemorensis, 1386 nucleotides long. The record is from the annotation of a GenBank genome assembly. NCBI's taxonomy places the organism in Eukaryota, Viridiplantae, Streptophyta, Magnoliopsida, Brassicales, Brassicaceae.